AAAUUAUUUUUAAGGUCUUCAACUCUUGUGCUGUCUCUGCAUGCCCAUUUGCACUUGACUCCACUCAAAGAGACACAUUUCUGACACACUUUGCUUUGGAUCUUCUUCGAAGAUGCAUUCUUUUACUUGGCCAGCAAGAUCAAGACUUUCCCGUACAUAUCCUCCCCAUCACAGCCCGUGGAGUGCUGCAUACAAAGAGAAAGAACUGCACUCCACUCAGAAUAUCGUAGCUCUAUAACGCCAUGAAAAUCCCAGCUGUGAAACUUCUGCUUCAUGGAAUCGUGAAAAUGGGAGACGUUUUGCAUAAUCAGAAGGAAUAAGAGGAAGCUUCUAGUUGCCAAAGUCAACGUCAUACUUCACAUCGUUCCCAGCAGCCAAACCAUGAGGACUUCAAGUUUUUUUGCCAGCAGGAUUUGGGUUCCUGUUCUCUGUCUUUUAUUGCCAAUAAAGGAUACAGUGGACUCAGUUGAUCUGCUGGCUCCAGAAAAAGUAACAGCAACACACAAUGGAUCGGUGAAAGUCGCAUGUCAGUACGACCUUCAAUUCAAGACAAACACUAAGUACUGGUGCAAAGGACCAAUCUAUGAUCUGUGUGGAAUACUGGUGAAAACACCCAAAAACAGACCCAGUGACAGAUUCUUCAUCGCUGAUGACAUGGAAGCAGGAGUCUUCACCAUUACUAUGACUUUAAUCAGGGAAAGUGAUGAAGAUGUGUACUGGUGUGUAAUAUCCAGAUCCGGAAGAAACGUCUACAAACAUGUGAAGCUUGUCGUCACUCAAGCAGCCACAACCCCAGCCACCACAAUAAGUAGCUUUUUGGCGCAACAGGAAAGAAGUCUGUGGACAGCGCUACGGUGGAUCUUCUUUCUAGUGAUGUUGGGUUGUUUGGCAAUGACACACGUGGUUGUCUGGAGGAUGAAGGCUCCAAGGAAUAUAUAGUCUGUCAAUAGCAAUAGUUUCGUCAACACAGCUAAUUUGUAAUGAGUUGGGCCGUGGGUAAAUCAUGAACACAGUCACAACCACAGAAGCACAGAGAAACCGAUCUUCUGUGAUAUCAAGAACCAGGCAUGGAGUGGGCUUCCAUUCAGUGUGUGAACUGAGCCGAUCUCAAUCCUGUGGGAAAGGAGCUAUCAAGACAUAAAAUUAUUUAUAAUGAGGUAUUUACAAUAAUAAACUACUUCAACUUCAGGGCAAAGAAAAGGGUUUGCUUUAGGUUUUCUAAAGGUUCUAAAGAAAAGUCAAAAAUAGACUGCAAAUAUAUUUAUACAAAAUAAACAUUGCUCUGAGAUGGGGACAUUUGGUCCCCCUUGACUUUUUUUCACUCGACAGAUUAAAAAAAACGACUAAUAUUACAGCCUCCAAUCAGAUGAAAUAGGAGGUUUUUGCCUAAGAUGAAUUAUGAUUCAUGCUGUCGUCCGAUCACAAAAGUACCUUCAAAUUUUUAAGAAAAACUGAGUCAUAUCCUGUGAAACAGGUUAUCAGGAUUAUUCCUGUGAGAUAUUUCAUAUUACAUUUGCUGUAGCUCCUGGAAGUUAAACAUCUGUGCUUAUCUGGUUUUGCAACCAAAGCAUUUAUCAUCAGUUUGGGGUUUUUUUUUGUUUGUUUUUUUUUGCUCAAUUGCAGUUACUUGUACAAUCUAAUACCCUAAUCUAGCCCUCAUUCUAGGUUUUAGAAGCAUUUGUUUUGUUUAUAUCCAACACAGACAUAGGGAAAUAUUUAGUUUAUGGGACUGCCGUAUUGAAAUGGAUUAAGGGUCACUUUUGUGUAAAAGGUAUGCAGCCAAUUGCGUAUCAUACUAACAAUGUUUCCAAAUGUGGAAAAGAUGCAUCUGGGGCAUUUGCCAAGGUGCACAUUUGUAGAGAUAGCAUACUUAACAUGGCAAAAGCUACAGAUAUGGCUUGCAGUGGAACAGCAAGCCGGCAUGUGAAAUACUGUGGGCACAAAAUAAAAGCUAUUCAAUUCAC
Molecule: messenger RNA, 1964 nt
Organism: Fundulus heteroclitus (mummichog)
Lineage: Eukaryota; Metazoa; Chordata; Actinopteri; Cyprinodontiformes; Fundulidae
Product: CMRF35-like molecule 7
Exons: 5
Coding region: 382-939 (185 amino acids)
Source: RefSeq, a predicted model, not a curated record